AGCUGUGGCGCUGUGGCUGAAGGGUUGGUCCCCGGUGAGCUGCAGCCCUGCCCGCUGGCCGUGGGAGAGGGUUCAAACAAACGCAGGAAGCAACUCCCAGCCCCAUAAAGAUCUGUGACCCGCAGCCCCAGAACUGCCUGCCUUCCUGACUUCCGCUCCAGAGCAAAGGUCAUUCAGCCGCUUGAAUCAGCCUCCCGCCCCCCUUCCCCAACUUUGUUAACCUGAUAAGGAAGGUCAGCACUCAAAGUCAAGAAGAGCCUCUUAUCUUCCCCUGCGCUCUACAAAUAGUUCCGUGAGAAAGAUGGCCGGGAACUCGAUCCUGCUGGCUGCUGUGUCUGUUCUCUCGGCCUGUCAGCAAAGUUAUUUUGCUUUGCAAGUUGGAAAGGCAAGAUUAAAAUACAAAGUCACGCCCCCAGCCGUCACUGGAUCACCAGAGUUUGAGAGAGUAUUUCGGGCGCAACAAAACUGUGUGGAGUUUUAUCCUAUAUUCAUAAUUACAUUAUGGAUGGCUGGAUGGUAUUUCAACCAAGUUUUUGCUACUUGUCUGGGUCUGGGGUACAUAUAUAGCCGUCACUUAUACUUCUGGGGAUAUUCAGAAGCUGCUAAAAAAAGGAUCAGUGGUUUCCGAUUGAGUUUGGGGAUUUUGGCCUUGUUGACCUUCCUAGGUGCCCUGGGAAUUGCAAACAGCUUUCUGGAUGAAUAUCUGGACCUCAAUAUUGCCAAGAAACUGAGGCGGCACUUCUAACUUUUUCUCUUCCCUUUAAUGCUUGCAGAAGCUGUUCCCACCCUGAAGGUGGAUAAGAGCAUGCUUCCCUGUUGCAACUAUGCGAAGAAUCAAAGUAUCCCUCCGUAACUACUAUUACCUAUCCCUUAAAGUAUGUUUCCUACCUAGUUAUUACACACCAAAGCUCUCUCAUAAUGAAAAGUAGUUUUUGAUACCCCCAAAACUCAAAACUUUCAGAUAACACAAUGCAAAACAAAACGGAGCCUUUGAUUUUGAGAGGGAUCUAUCUGCUUUUAAUUCCUGUGGUUUCAUGAGGAAAACAGAGGGUUCCCACCCCCAAAAUGGGGUCUGUGGCGCCUUAUCUGUUUUUCCCCAGGAGUCCCAGGCUACCAGAAGUUAUCUUAGGGCCUCUCAUGUGUGCAUUACGAGUGGCAAGACAAAUAAAAAAAAUUAAAAUGGAGAAAAAUAAUUCAGUUGACUGAGAAGAAAAAGCAUUUUUCCAGAGAAACAAGUUCCAAAAAGAGAAAAACAUUAAUGGCAUUUUAAAUAUAUCAUCUAUUGCUCAUUUAUCCAUUUAUAAUUAAGCUGACUUCUAACCAUAGUGCUCUUUUAAAAAGAAACCCUUUCAGGUCUCUUAUUGGACUUUAACAAUGCCAAGCAGCCAAUAUUUCGAGCUUCUGAACUUUACCAAAGGUAACCUCCUAGGUGCUUAGAGAAAGGAAAAUUUAAGACAGUCCAUGGAGGAGAAGGGAAAAGACAAGUUCAUGCAGACAGGAAACCAGAAACAACUUACUUCCUAGGUGGGAUCAAACCCUGACCACCAAUAUGAAAGUGAAAGAUCUUAGCUACUGAGCUACAGCAAGGAGUGGUCUCCAUUUCUUUUCCCAGAAGGAGUCCAGAGUAGUUAAUUUUGAGCUUGCAAAGGCUUUUAAUUAUUUAAUAUAAACUUUAUUCAAAAUAAACUUUUUUAAUUUUGAAUGUUUAUUGUCCUUGUUUUUAACAUAAUUUACACAUUUACAUUAUUAUAAUGGGUAUGUUUAACAACUGACUUGCAAGAAAAUUCUUGAAAAUUGAAUAACUGGCCCACCUGGGCUGGGAUGAGCCAGCUGGAGCACACCACUGCCCCUCAGCCUCUAAGAGGCCUCAGGAUUACGGUGUCCAUCUUAUGAUAUUGGCCCAAAGGAGAUAGUCUUGGAGGUGCUGCUGACUAUUGAACUUCCUUUUGGAAUGUAUGGGAGAAGGCAGAGAAAGGAAUCUUGAGGCAUACUGCAUCCAGGGACUGCUAUUCUGUCCACUUAUUCAGCUGUGAAUGUCGGUGUUCUUUCUUCCUCUUGUCUGCUACAUGCAGGCCCAGAAUGUAGGGGUUAGUCAAAGGUACAGGAAAGGAAAAGAGAAAAGGGCAAGAGCCCAUCCCCCAAGGAAGGAAGGGCUCCGGGUGCAGAGGGAGCAGGAGCUGAGGUGGAGAUGGCCACUGCCUCUCUCGCCCUCUGUUCCAUCCCUUGGCUUAAGAAAAGCAUUACUGGGUAUAUACCCAAAGGGUUAUAAAUCAUUCUGUUAUAAAGACACAUGCACACAUAUGCUCAUAGUGGCACUGUUUACAAUAUCAAAGACCUGGAACCAACCCAAAUGCCCAUCGACGAUAGACUGGACAAAGAAAAUGUGGCACAUAUACACCAUGGAAUACUAUGCAGCCAUAAGAAACGAUGACUUCGUGUCCUUUGCAGGGACAUGGAUGAAUCUGGAAACCAUCAUUCUCAGCAAACUGACACAAGAACAGAAAGUCAAACACUGCCUGUUCUCACUCAUAGGCGGGUGUUGAACAGUGA
Molecule: messenger RNA, 2550 nt
Organism: Callithrix jacchus (white-tufted-ear marmoset)
Lineage: Eukaryota; Metazoa; Chordata; Mammalia; Primates; Cebidae
Gene: MGST2
Product: microsomal glutathione S-transferase 2
Biological process (GO): leukotriene biosynthetic process
Cellular component (GO): endoplasmic reticulum; membrane; nuclear envelope
Molecular function (GO): glutathione transferase activity; glutathione peroxidase activity; leukotriene-C4 synthase activity
Source: RefSeq, a predicted model, not a curated record